This is a messenger RNA of Pisolithus orientalis, 917 nucleotides long. RefSeq lists its product as uncharacterized. NCBI's taxonomy places the organism in Eukaryota, Fungi, Basidiomycota, Agaricomycetes, Boletales, Pisolithaceae. Bases 1 to 567 code for a protein of 188 amino acids. The transcript is spliced from 4 exons. The record is from RefSeq and is a predicted model, not a curated record.
AUGCGUGGGCGCCACGACUACUUCUCUGCAGCGGUGUAUCACGAUCCCUCUCGUACAUCUCCCAUUCGGAUGUACUGCUCGAAAGGCUUGAGAUGGUGCCGGGGAGCAUGGGAGAGGCUCGCCGUCGGCCGGUACUUUGAUGGAGAGGAAAGCGGUGGAAGACUACCGGGCCUAUUUCCGCUAUUAGCCAAGGAAAAACGUGCAAGAGGACCGGAUUUACCCUGGACAGUGGCAUCAGGAAAACGGAGAUUGAUGGGCCCUGCAGGGUCGGCGAAAACCAACAUGAGUGGAAGAAACGUCGUACUCACUAGAACCAAAGAGGAAAGGGCAACGCACCAACUCAAGUCGCAUACUCAGGGAGUUAGGGAGUUUACAGUCAACCUGUCCAAAGACCGGCAAUACUUGCUCGUAGAUACCCCGGGAUUUGACGACACUUAUCGAUCAGACCGGGAUAUACUCCACACGACUGUUGAGUGGCUAGAGAAAAAAUACCGCGGAAACGUCAAACUGAGAGGCAUUAUCUAUACAGGCCGCAUAACUGGUAGUCGGAUGUCUGGGUCUGUGUGAAAGAACCUUGACAUGUUCGCUCGGUUGUGCGGGGACAACGCGGCCCGUGGUGUGCGGUUAGUGACCACUAUGUGGGACAAAACAAAAAACAAGGACAUUGCAGAAAGCAGGGUGUCGCAGUUGGAGAAGAGCUUCUGGAAGCCGCUAAUCAACGCAGGAGCUCGCCAUAAACGGUUUGAAGAAAACUCUUCGACAUGCGCAUGGGGGAUCAUCUAGGACCUGAUGGGGGAGGGAAAGGCCCUUCUGCUUCAGGAAGAGCUGGUGGAUGCAGCAAGAAAAUUGAACGAGACGACUGCUGGACAAGCCCUCUACACGCAAUUCCAGAAGCUCUAGCAUGAACAAAGGGAAAC